GUGACAUAUGAAAGAAAGUUUUUUCGUAACUAGUUGUUUAGUUGUUCAAAACAGUUCAUGCAGUUGUUAGUUUGAACGAUUGAUUAGAUUAGAACAGCUUUUUGAGUGGAGCAUCAAAAUGCCUCCAAAACGUAAACUAUCUAAGAAAUCGGAACCCGAGACUUCCGAAAUAUCACCACCAAAAAAAUCCAAGGAAGAACCAACCGACCCGGAAUCAUUGGCGCGAAAGGGAGGGCCAAGUAAAGCAAACGAAGAGAAAAAUGAAACAGCCCCCAAGAGACGAGGAAACCAAGCCAAAGAGCCGGCUGAUAAUGAUCACGGGGAAAAACCAUCAAAGAAAGCUCAAAGAAAGCCCGCCAAAGAGCAAACACCAGAUUCUGAAGCACCAGAGGAUAAGCCAAAGAAGGCUCAAAGAAAGCCCGCCAAAGAGUCGACACCGGAUUCCGAAGCACUAGGCGAUAAGCCAAAGAGGGCUCAAAGAAAGCCUGCUAAAGAGCAAACAUUGGAUCCCGAAGCACCAGGGGAUAAAGUGAACAAAGGAAAAGGUAAGGCGAAGAACUCUGAACCGGAACAAAAAACCGAUGUUGAACCGAAAAAUACGGAUAAAGUAGGAAAGCCAAAGAAAGGCAGAGGUAGGAACAAGCUUCCAGAAGCUGGCGAGCAAUCCAAAACCGACUCGGAGAACGGAAACGUAAAUAAAGACAAAGACAAAGACAAAAUUGAGCCAACUUCAGGAAGUGGUUUGAAGAAUGGAACUGUAGAACACGUUACUGGGGAUAUGGAAGUUGAGGAAGAACUUCCAAAGAAAAGGGGUAGACGACCAGCCAAAAAGGAAGCAGAAGUGAAGGAGAAGGUUACACCAAAAAAACCCAGUGGUCGACCCAAAAAAGAAAAGCCACCUAACGAUGAAGAUGAUGGAAAUAAAGCAGCAAGUCAUUCAGAACUUCUAAAUGAGACCUUAACCAAAUGGAGGUCUUUACAAUUUGGCACUGAAAGAGUAUCUGCAGAAGGCAAUGUUCAAAAUUUCACGUUGACGUCCUGGAAUGUUGACGGUCUGAGGGCCUGGGUGAAGAAGGAUGGACAUUCCAUUUUUCAGCAUGCGAAACCAGACAUCAUCUGCCUCCAGGAGAUCAAAUGUAGUGAAGACAAAUUGCCUAAUGAGAUUAAAAAUAUAGAGGGUUACCAUUCAUAUUGGUGUGUCGGCAAAAAGGAAGGUUACGCAGGCGUAGGCUAUUUUUCGAAAAUCAAACCAAUCGACGUGAAAUUUGGAAUUGAUGAUGAGGCUCAAGACGACGAAGGCAGGUGCAUUACGGCCGAGUACAAUGAUUAUUACGUUGUUGGAGUUUACGUGCCGAAUGCAGGCAGAAAAUUAGUCACUCUUCCCAAAAGACUGGAAUGGAACAAAUCUUUUGCGGAUUAUAUCAAGGAAUUGAACGACAAGAAGCCCGUCAUCAUUUGUGGCGACAUGAAUGUAGCACAUUCGGAAAUCGAUUUGGCUAAUCCCAAAGCCAACACCAAGAAUGCCGGUUUCACGAAGGAGGAACGGGACGGAAUGACAGAAUUUUUAAGUAAGGGCUACGUCGAUGUAUUCCGUAAGUUGUAUCCUGACCAAAAGGAUACUUACACAUUUUGGACAUACAUGGCUAAAGCCAGGGCCAGAAACGUUGGAUGGCGUUUGGAUUAUUUCAUUGUUUCUGAGCGAUUUAUGGAUAAGGUGUGUGACGUGGUGAUCCACGACAAAGUUUUCGGGUCAGAUCAUUGUCCUCUAAGUUUGUAUUUGAGUUUAUAAACAUUGUUUGUAUUUUUUAUGAAUUUCUGUAUGUUUUUUAAUGAGUGAAGUUUUUGUUAGAAUAUUACUGUUAAUUUGUUUUUUAUGUAAUUUGAAAUAAAUAUUUUUUGAUAA
This is a messenger RNA of Aethina tumida (small hive beetle), 1903 nucleotides long. It is a transcript of the gene Rrp1, whose product is annotated as DNA-(apurinic or apyrimidinic site) endonuclease. The transcript has 5 exons. Gene Ontology annotation, molecular function: endonuclease activity; DNA binding; double-stranded DNA 3'-5' DNA exonuclease activity. The record is from RefSeq and is a predicted model, not a curated record. Gene Ontology annotation, cellular component: nucleus. The coding region runs from base 119 to 1789 and encodes 556 amino acids. Gene Ontology annotation, biological process: base-excision repair. NCBI's taxonomy places the organism in Eukaryota, Metazoa, Arthropoda, Insecta, Coleoptera, Nitidulidae.